CGAGCAAGUUUUGCCGUUCGUUUCGUUUUCGCAGUGAAUGUUUGUGAUUACGCUGCCAGUGGCGUGCGUAUUUGAUUUGCAAAAACGCCGUAUAUCAGAAAAGUUUUAGUGCUGUGAUUAUUAUUGUAUAUCUUUUAUAUUUUUGUACGUAUUUAGUGUGUAAGUGAAACAAGUGCGAGUUUAUUCUUUUCGCACCUCGGAACAAUUUCGCAGGAUUGUGGUAGAUGUUGUGUUCUUAGUUUUUGUGGAUUAUUCAUUAGUGACAAUGGCAGACAAUACCAAAUUAACUGAUGAGGAAAGGGCAGAAAUCCGCGAGCAGUUUUCUCAGCUGGACACAAGCGGCAACGGUUACAUCGACCUGAAGGAGCUAAAAGACGCGCUGGACAGCGUCGGUUACAAAAUACCACAAUGGAAGGUCCGGUGUAUGAUAGAAGAGUACUACGACAAUGGGCCGAAGCACGGACGCGGCGUCAACGGCAGUAUGAACGGCGACGCACGCAAAAACGGCAUGUCUCUCUCAGAGUUUGAGGAGCUUUGUGCUAACCUCAAGGCCCAGCAGGUAUCCAGUACAUUCAAACAGGCUGUCAGUAAAAAGGAAAACCUGGAACACCUGGGUGGCAUGAGCGAAGCGUCUAGUGACGGCACAACACACUCAGUUCGCCUGGAGGAGCAGAUGGCCUUCUCGGGCUGGAUCAACAGCAACCUGGAGAACGACCCCGACUUGAAGCACCUGCUGCCGAUCGACGCCGAGGGCAAGCAGCUGUACGAGAAGCUGAAGGACGGCCUCAUCCUGUGUAAAGUGAUAAACCACUCCUGCCCCGACACGAUAGACGAGCGCGCCAUCAACAAGAAGAACCUCACUCUCUACACCAAGCACGAGAACCUCACACUAGCUCUCGUUUCCUCGCAGGCCAUCGGCUGCAACAUCGUGAACAUUGACGCCCAUGACUUGGCCAAAGGCAAACCCCACUUGGUGCUGGGUCUGUUGUGGCAGAUCAUCCGCAUCGGUCUGUUCAACCAGAUCACCUUGGAGCACUGCCCUGGCCUCACCGAACUGCUUAACGAUGAGGAGCGCAUCGAGGACCUAAUGGCCCUGUCUCCGGAGGCCAUCUUGCUGCGCUGGGUGAACCACCAGCUGCAGUCGGCGGGCAUCACGCGCCGCUGCACCAACUUCCAGCAGGACGUGGCCGACUCGGAGAUCUACUCCUACCUGCUCAAGCAGAUCGCUCCUCAGGACGCCAACGUCACUCUGGACGCUCUCAGGGAACAAGACCUGCUCCGCCGUGCGGAGCUAAUGCUGCAGCAGGCCGCCAAGCUCCGCUGCCGCGCCUUCGUGUCGCCCGCCGACGUGGUGGGAGGGGUCUACAAGCUGAACCUGGCCUUCGUGGCCAACCUGUUCAACCAGCACCCGUGCCUGCAGCGCCAGAGCGAGGACGACGGACAGCUGCACCAGCUGGACGAGACCAGGGAGGAGAAGACGUAUCGCAACUGGAUGAACUCGAUGGGAGUCGCGCCGCACGUGAACUGGCUGUACGCCGACCUGACGGACGGGCUGGUCAUCUUCCAGUUGUACGACAUCAUCCGCCCCGGCAUCGUCAACUGGAAGAAGGUGCACCGACAGUUCUCAAAGCUGCGCAAGUUCAUGGAGCGUCUGGAGAACUGCAACUACGCGGUGGAGCUCGGCCGCCAGCUCGGCUUCUCGCUCGUCGGCAUCGCCGGCGCCGACAUCAACGAGGGCAACGCCACGCUCACGCUAGCGCUGAUCUGGCAACUAAUGCGCGCCUAUACCCUGUCAGUGCUGACGCGACUGGCCAACACCGGCAACCCCAUAAUUGAGAAGGAGAUCGUGCAGUGGGUGAACAACAAGCUCGCCUCGGCCGGCAAAAACUCAUCCAUCAAGAGCUUCCAGGAUGAGGUGCUCGCGGACGGUAAGGUGGUGAUUGACCUGAUCGACGCCAUCAAGCCGGGCUCCAUUAACUACGAUCUAGUGCUGCCGGGCGGGAACCAGGAGGAGAACCUGGCGAACGCGAAAUACGCGGUGUCGAUGGCCCGGCGCUGCGGCGCCCGAGUGUACGCGCUGCCCGAAGACAUCACGGAGCGGAAGCCCAAGAUGAUCAUGACCGUAUUCGCCUGCCUCAUGGCGCUAGACUACAUACCCACCAUGGACGCACCCGUACACGCGUCGCAACCAGCGGCGUUCCUCGACGACUCUUUAGAGGUCGAGAUAAUCGACCAGCCCGACGACAGUUUCGACGAACCGCCCGAGUCCUUCAUCGACCAGAACCUUGUCGAAGUUGUCGACGAGGCCGCGCCCGAGUCCUUCAUCGACCAGAACCUGGUAGAGGUAGACGAAUUUGAGGACUCCGGCCUCGAUUCGCCAAUGGACAAACCUCCGCUGCCGCCAAAGCCUUUGUUGGAUAGAUCCGCGUCUGUCAAUUCUACCACGUAUAAUUUUGCAUAG
Messenger RNA from Cydia amplana, 2461 nucleotides. It is a transcript of the gene Fim, whose product is annotated as plastin-2. Bases 266 to 2461 code for a protein of 731 amino acids. The transcript has 15 exons. The record is from RefSeq and is a predicted model, not a curated record. Gene Ontology annotation, biological process: actin filament network formation; actin filament bundle assembly. Gene Ontology annotation, molecular function: actin filament binding; calcium ion binding. Gene Ontology annotation, cellular component: actin filament bundle; actin filament; cytoplasm. NCBI's taxonomy places the organism in Eukaryota, Metazoa, Arthropoda, Insecta, Lepidoptera, Tortricidae.